ACUGAACUCCUUGAUCAGUUUAAUUUGACUAAAUGUAUAUAUUUAUUUCUUCAGAAAUAAACACUGUUGUUGGGGAUAGCUCACUCUGAAGUGGUUGCUAGGUAGAGAGUGGUUUAAUUUUAGAUUCCCAGCUGCACCUGCUCCUGUCACUUCAGAUUAAAUCAGAUUUGACAGCAGCAGUAUGACAUGCUCAUAUUGUAGUCAAAUUCUGAGUCAGUCUAAUGGAUGAUGAUGAUGAGUGUGAAACUCCCUCCGUUAAAGAACUGGAGAAGAUCCUGUUUGGAGGGAAGAGGAGCGGGAAUCAUGUGGAUGAAGUUUGGCCCAACCUUUUCCUGGGAGACAUGUCUGUGGCCAAUGAUCGCUUCAGUCUGUGGAAGCUGGGCAUCACUCACGUCCUGAACGCCGCUCAUGGGAAGAUGCACUGUCAGGGCAGUCACGAGUUCUACGGGUCAACGGUGGAGUAUUACGGAGUCCCUGCGGACGAUUCGCCAUCGUUCAACCUGUCGGUUUAUUUUCACCCCUGCGCUGAUUAUAUCAAAGAGGUUCUCAGUUCUCCAGGAGGACGGGUGUUGGUUCACUGUGCGGUGGGAGUGAGUCGCUCAGCGUCUCUGGUUCUGGCGUUUCUCAUGAUCCACCAGCGGCUUUCUCUUCUGGACGCCGUUAAAACGGUCAAACUGCACCGCUGGAUCUUCCCGAACCGCGGCUUCCUCAGACAGCUGCGGGCGCUGGACCUGACGCUCCGCCGUAUGAAGAGCACGACAUGAACAUUCCAACACGAGAGGGGAUCAUCACUCCUCAGCUCUCAGCUGUAGAAGGAAAAUGUAAUGAUUUACAGUGAUAUCCAGUUAUUUUGUUAUAAUUUAGAUGAUGGUACUUUUACUGUGAAUUGUUUUUUGUACUGUAAUUUAUUGUGAAAAACAACAAAAGGUUUCUAAAUGUGCCUAAUUUUUUUUUUAUUAUUUAACAGGCGUUAACCAAAAUCGUUAGAAGAUCAGAUUAUGUGGUCUCCUGUACUCAAUAAUAAAAUAAAACUAGAGUUUGAUGACAAACAGUGAUGUUGCAUUGAGAAAGCCAGGUCUGAACACUGAUUUUAACAUUGCUAGCAUAAUUUAAUGCUUUGCUAACAUGAUUAGCAUUUUUGCUAACAUGUUGCUAACAUGAUUUAACACAUUGCUAACAUUUUGUAACAUGUUGCUAGCAUGAUUAACAUGUUGCUAGCAU
Megalobrama amblycephala (Wuchang bream) is the source of this 1221-nucleotide messenger RNA. Its product is annotated as dual specificity protein phosphatase 13-like. NCBI's taxonomy places the organism in Eukaryota, Metazoa, Chordata, Actinopteri, Cypriniformes, Xenocyprididae. The transcript is spliced from 3 exons. Gene Ontology annotation, cellular component: cytoplasm. The coding region runs from base 222 to 764 and encodes 180 amino acids. Gene Ontology annotation, molecular function: MAP kinase phosphatase activity; protein tyrosine/serine/threonine phosphatase activity. The record is from RefSeq and is a predicted model, not a curated record. Gene Ontology annotation, biological process: negative regulation of MAPK cascade; protein dephosphorylation.